This is a messenger RNA of Ilex paraguariensis (yerba mate), 537 nucleotides long. NCBI's taxonomy places the organism in Eukaryota, Viridiplantae, Streptophyta, Magnoliopsida, Aquifoliales, Aquifoliaceae. The record is from the annotation of a GenBank genome assembly.
AUGAGAGAAAUAGUCUCCUCGGAAGUUUGGUCUUUUCUGAUCACAACGCUGCUGCUCACUAUUUUUCUUGUCAAGUUCAUACAAAAUAAGGUGGUCGGAAAAGGCAAUGAGAAAUUUCCCCCUGGGAGAAGAGGCUGGCCAAUAAUUGGUGAUAGCUUCAACUGGUUUGGGAAGAUAUUCUCAUGUAGUCUGUUCGGAAAAUGGGCCGUGGUGUCUGCAGACCCAAGCUUUAAUCGAUUCGUGAUGCAAAACGAAGGGAAACUCUUUCAAUCAAGCUAUCCGAAAUCUUUCAGAGACUUGGUGGGCAAAAAUGGAGUGAUCACAGCACAAGGAGAGCAACAAAGAAAACUCCAUGCUAUUGCCUCCAAUAUGAUGCGGUUAGAGAAGCUCAAGUUCCAUUUCUUGCAGGAUAUACAAAGAGUUAUGCUUCAAACCUUGAACAAUUUUCAUGAGAAUCAAGUCAUUCAUCUCCAAGAUGUUUGCAGAAAGGCAAGUACAUGGCCAUCACGUUUAGCGAUUAAAGCUCUAUUGGGUUAA